Molecule: messenger RNA, 1560 nt
Organism: Laccaria bicolor S238N-H82
Lineage: Eukaryota; Fungi; Basidiomycota; Agaricomycetes; Agaricales; Hydnangiaceae
Product: spindle pole body protein
Exons: 8
Coding region: 1-1560 (519 amino acids)
Biological process (GO): protein deubiquitination; spliceosomal complex assembly; mRNA processing
Molecular function (GO): zinc ion binding; cysteine-type deubiquitinase activity
Source: RefSeq, a predicted model, not a curated record
AUGGUCGAUCAAACCCUCAAGCGAGACGGAGCUGAACACCUACAAGGUAAUGCAGUAAGACCGACAAAGAAGCAAAGAAUAUCUGGAGAUGCUUCCGAGAACGACACCGAGAUGCCAGCCGACUCCGAGGAAGAGGAGGAAGACAUGCCAAUCGAGAGGGCUGAAGAGUCGCGCGCGUCCGAUCUAUACCUUGACACGAUUAACAGAGCAAUCCUUGACUUUGACUUUGAGAAAGUCUGUUCGGUCUCUCUAUCAAACAUCAAUAUAUAUGGGUGUCUCGUUUGUGGCAAAUACUUCCAAGGAAGAGGCCGCAAAUCCUAUGCAUACGCCCACUCUAUUCACGACGACCACCAUGUCUUCAUAAAUCUCGAAACCACCAAGGUCUACGUAUUACCAGACGGUUAUCUGGUAUCCGACCCUUCUCUGGAAGACAUAUCUUACGUUCUUGCGCCGUCCUUUACACCAAGCUCAAUAGCCCACCUUUCUUCAAAUACCCAUAUCUUGAAACCUUCAUAUGAUCUCACGAACAAACCUUACCUGCCUGGUUAUGUGGGUCUCAACAACAUCAAGCGCAAUGACCACAUGAACGUUAUCAUACAUUCCCUUCUUCAUAUACCUCCUCUCAGAGACAGUCUCUUGCUGUCUCGAUAUCGAGGAAAGGAAUCCGAGCUUCUGAAGCGCUUUGCCGGACUUGCGAAAAAGGUCUGGAACCCGCGCCUAUUCAAAAGCCAAGUCAGCCCGCAUGAGUUUCUUCAGGAGGUGAACCGGGCGAGCGGUGGGAAAUUCCGUCUUGAGCAACAGGGUGACCCGGCCGAAUUUUUGGGCUGGCUGCUAAACCGCCUACACAAAGAUCUGGGUGGUACUAAAAAGAAGUGUUCUAGUACCAUUUUUUCAACCUUCCAAGGAGAACUUCGCCUAGAAACACAGCAAGUUCUUGUUCGACCUGAUGUCGGAGAAAAUGACAAGCCCCGCUUUGAUAUAGACCGAGAUAUUAAGACUUCUGUGUCUCCAUUCUUGUUCCUAGCGGUGGAUCUCCCACCGCCGCCACUAUUUCAGGACGCGAUCGAGAAGAACAUCAUCCCGCAAGUUGGUAUACAUUCCGUGUUGUCCAAAUAUGAUGGCCGAACCACUCAGGAAUCAGCUGGGCAUCUUCGGCGCUACAAAUGCCAACGCUUGCCUCCUUACAUCAUUCUCCAUUAUAAACGGUUCACCAAGAAUGCUUUCGUGGAAGAGAAGAAUCCGACGAUUGUCAACUUUCCUUUACGCGGCGUAGACUUCAGAGAAUAUGUCGAUGCACCGUCAACCAACGAGACAACUUUGUACGAUUUGAUCGCGAACGUUACCCACGAGUCAGUUGCCGGUACAACUCGAGACAAGGAAAAUACGGUCUGGAAAGCCCAUCUUCGAGCAGCAGGCGGUGGUGGGGACAACGAAAAGUGGUUCAUGAUACAGGACUUGAUUGUCGAGGAGACGAGGAAGGAAAUGAUAUUCCUUGGGGAAACAGUCUUACAGAUAUGGGAACGCCGAACGACUAUUAGUAGUAACGGACAGAUGGCAUAA